UCAGAAAACAACAGGUGAAAACUAAUAAGGAGGAUAAAAUUAAUGAUAUGUUCACCUAUUUAUAGCGUUGUAUUUGCGUUGUUUUUGCGUUGCGUUUGAGUUUUUUUUCCAAAAGUAGAACUAUGACAGAAACUGUCCAAAUUGUAGGUACUCUACCAUGACAUCAAACAUAGCUGAGGCACUGAACUCAGCAAAUUUAGCAGCAAGGGAAACACCAGUGACAACAUUAAUGGAGUGCUUGAGGGCACAAAUGCAAGAGUGGACAUACAAUAAUAGAAAGGAGGCACAAAAAUGCACAACAAGGCUGACACCAUCAUCUGAGAAAAAACUCAUAGGGAACUAUGUACAGUCAUUGCGACUAACAGUGAAACCAGCAAACCAGAACCUGUUUGAGGUGAUAGAUGAAUACAGAACAAGAAUAGUAAACUUGAAGGAGAAGACGUGCACAUGCAAUAGAUUUCAAAAAGAUGAAAUGCCAUGUAACCAUGCAGUCGCCGUCAUGAAGGACUUGAACAUAAACACAUACAACUACUGUGCACAAUACUACACAUCAAAAGCAUGGCUGCAAACAUAUGAAGAAACAAUAUACCCGAUUGGAAACGUAAGAGAAUGGGAACUUCCAGAUUUUUUUGAAGAAAUCAUAGUGUUGCCUCCAAAGGAGAGAAUCAAGUCUGGAAGGCCGAGGAAAAGAAGAAUGGCAGCAGCUUGGGAAACAAAGAAACAAAACAAGUGUGGCAAGUGUGGACAAAAGGGACAUAACAAAAAGACCAAGAAGAAUUACGGCAUAGAAAUGGUUGUAAUAAGGUUGUUAAUAGUAUCUUGUCAUGAUUAA
Messenger RNA from Cannabis sativa, 832 nucleotides. RefSeq lists its product as uncharacterized. The coding region runs from base 158 to 832 and encodes 224 amino acids. The transcript is spliced from 3 exons. Lineage: Eukaryota; Viridiplantae; Streptophyta; Magnoliopsida; Rosales; Cannabaceae. Gene Ontology annotation, molecular function: zinc ion binding. The record is from RefSeq and is a predicted model, not a curated record.